CUGUCUUCUAUCAUUUUCCCCAUUUAUUCAGUUAAGAUUUCUAGGAGAGCUGAAAAAGAAAGUGACCAACAAGGCACACGUUGAGGCUUCAAUUUGUCAAGCGUAUCUUCAACAAGAAAUCUCAACGUUCUCGUCUUUUUACUUCGAGCGUGACGUCAUCACCAGAAGGAAGAGACCUGCCCGGAACGAUGACAUUGGCGAGGAUUUAUAUGAAAAUGUAGUUUCCAUCUUCAAUUACCCAGGCAGAGGUAAAGGUGCUGCGACACAACGAUACAUCGUGGGUGGGGAAUUGCAAAUUGCACAUACUUAUAUCCUCAUGAAUUGUCCAGAAAUCUCACCGUUUUAUCAGUAAGUUAAAUUUGUAGUUAUAAUUGUAAUACUUAUCAAUUAAAUUUGUAGUUAAUUUAUAAUUUUUUUAUUUUUGAAUUCACAGUGAAUUCAGAGCUUCUUUAUCAGCCUUUCCUGAGAAUCAAAUUGAUGCAUUGGUAGACUCUGAUUUUGUAAAUUGGUACAAGUAUCAGAUCAAUAGUCGUGGGAUUGUCGACCCUUUGUUAGUAUCAUUAGCGUGGGGCCCUAGUGCCAGUGCCAAAGUGUGGCGGCAAUAUGUGAUAAACGGUUACACAUAUCACACAGCCGAUUACGGAGAGGGCCGACCAACAACGAACAGCGGGUUAUGUGUCCCGACCAUCGGUUAUGAUAACUCCGAAACCAAUUUUUUUGGUGUCCUGCAGGAGAUUCUGGAACUUGAGAUGCCUUCUGGUGCGAAAAAAUUGACAUGCGUUCUGUUCCGUUGCACAUGGGUCGACCCCACACGUGGCGUGCGCAAAAAUCCGAAG
This is a messenger RNA of Cuscuta epithymum, 836 nucleotides long. Lineage: Eukaryota; Viridiplantae; Streptophyta; Magnoliopsida; Solanales; Convolvulaceae. The record is from the annotation of a GenBank genome assembly.